AUGUCUGACAAGAGAAAGCGUCUAUCAAACGUUAAAGUUAAUUUAAAUCUCACUCCUCCCAAAAAGAAAAGGGAAGAAGAAAGUUCUGUUUGUCUGAUACAAUGUAAAGAACGUGAUAAAUCGGCAACAAUUACAAAAUUCAGCGAGAAAUCACGUGAAUCGGUUUACAACGCAGCAAAAAUCAGGAAUGAUGUCAAUGUAGUUUCAAUAUUAGAUGAUUGUGGUAAUAAUUUUCCAGCAUCACAAUAUGGUUUCCAUCGAAAAUGUUACCAGGAGUACACCCAUCCAAAGUCGUUAAAAAAAUUGGCGAGAAAGUCAAAUGCACAUGGCGUGUCGACGUGUCAAUUUGAGCUCCUCAAGCCUUAG
Paramuricea clavata is the source of this 366-nucleotide messenger RNA. Lineage: Eukaryota; Metazoa; Cnidaria; Anthozoa; Malacalcyonacea; Plexauridae. The record is from the annotation of a GenBank genome assembly.